CUUUCUUUCCUUUUCCCCCUUCUUCUCCUUCUCCCUCUUGCCUCUCCUCCUCCCCCUCCCUUUCCUUCCUCCUCAUUCCAGACUGCUCAGUCAGGUCCCCCACUUCUGUUUGGAUCCAUAUUCUAGAAUUAGGGCCCUUUGGAUGGGAGGAUUCCCACAGGAGCCGGCACUGCUCAGAUGACCCCGGUCUCAGGCCUGCACCAGCCUCUGAGCCCCAGCUUCAGGAGAACGGGCAUUCAGUGGCAUUCGUUCAUUCAUUCAUUCGUUGAUUCCUCCACUCUGCCUCUGAGGACUCUGCUCUUCCCCAAGAGGGAAGCAUUCAGGAGAGAAUGGUCCCUGUGAUCCCAUCAGCCAGGUGCCAGACUCCAACUGGGGACCCGACUACAAUGGGAACUCAUCUACAUGGGGCCAGGGCUUCCAGCUUCCAAGCCAGAUGCCACCUUCCAGUUGAAGACGCGAGAAGCACCAUGGACGCCAAACAGAAGAGGCUGCAGCGACACCUGUCGGGGCCCAGAAAGGGUGCUUACUCUCGUAACCGCCUGGGUACUAUGAAGCCCUCCAAGCUGGACCCUGCCUUGACCUCCGACUCAUCUGUAAGCAGUAAAAAGGGGGCAAAGAGGGAACGUACUAUGUUCAACGAGGUUCAGCUGGAUGUUCUUCUGGGGGAAUUUCAUAAGAACCCCUAUCCCAACUAUUCUGUUAGGAGCGAGCUUGCGAACCGCCUCGAUGUUCCCGAGUCCAGGAUACAGAAUUGGUUUCAAAACCGAAGAGCCAAACAAUCGCGCCAACUGAAAGAAAAAGAGAGUUUGAAUCUGUCUGGACAGUCUCAGGACCUGGGGGAACAGAGCUCCUUGGUUCACGGCUCCAAAAACGCUCAGACUCCAGCUCCCGGCCCGGUUCCGCAGGACAGCCUCGCUGAGAGCCAGCUUGCCUGGCCGAACCGAUCCAGGUUCCCCUCCUCUAAGAUGUCCAAGGUGGCCCUUGGGGAAGGUCCUGGCUUCCCGGAGACUGUGGCUACAGCCUCGGCGCUGGCCAAGGAGGCCUCCACGAGCCCCGGAGCCUGGCUGCAGCCUCCCGCCCUGACUCUGGAGUCUCAUCCCUGCUUAAAGCCCCAGGCCUGGGGGGGCUCCUCGCAGAACACCCCGCCUCGGCUGCAGAGCCUGAAGAGGGGCCAGCAGCCGGAGAGGCGGCUUUGGCUGGAGUACCUCCGCCAGCUGCACGAGCAGUCGCAGCAGUAUCCCUGGAUGCAGGAGUACCUGGAAUACUUGCAGCAGCACCCGGUCCCGGUGGCCCCUGCCCUAGCCCCCAGCCCACCAGCAACCCCCCUUGCAGAUACUGUUCCCAGUGCCUCAGCAGCCCUGGCCACAGAUGCAGGGCCAGACUCCGCUCCUGCCAAAUGAAUCCUCCCUCGGCCUGAAGUUGCAGGAGCAUCUGGAGUCACUUCGUAUCUCAACCAUUGGACCUCUUUCUCGUCCAUCCCCCUCCCCCAAAUGACUUCUCCAUGAUCCACGAUCCAUUCAGCUUCCUGGGACCAGCCAGCUGUUUGACCCAAAUUGUCUCUUUGAUGUACUUUGAGUUUGAUGAUGGAUUCCCCUUUUGUUGUCCAAGGACAGAUCUUUGCUCCGAGGUCGGUGAUGGAACUUGGGAGGGUCUCGGUCUGAGUGGGCAGGUGGGUAUCCUAGGCCGCUCAGCUAGUAAUCAAUGAUUCAGAUCGACACCAUUGUUAGGGCAGCAACAAGCUCAUGGAAUGACGCUUACCUCUUAAUUAGUGGGUCUGUGGGCCCACUAAUUAACCAUGGACCGAGGAAGAAGGGGCGGGACCUGGUGGGCUGCCGUGCCCUGUUGGGUCUCAGUCGGAGGUGGGCUCCUGGCGCCAUACCCGCUCACCACGACACUGUACGUGGGCCGUCAGUGGAACGUCAGGGCCAAGCACCCAGAAAUGGAGGCCCUCCCAGUUCUUGUAUUAGCCUGCAAAUGGCCACCCUAAAAUGAGACUUUGUUCUCAGCUGACACAACAAAACCCACUAAUUGUAUCCAGCCAUCACUCCUCUGGGGAGGGCAUGGUAUGGAAUAAAUGUGUGUUAAGUGGGCAGGGGUGGGAGGGAGAACGGGGUAGGAGGGGCCCCCUUGAGAACUCUGCAGUUAUGCCUUAUGCCUAUCAAAAGGAACAGAAGAUGGCAAUAAUAACGAGUAUUUUUACAGGUAACAGUCCAUUUUCCUUAUCCCAACCCUGACGGGAGAUACUUCUGCAAGACUCACAAAGCAGAGGUCAGCUCGCUCCUGGCAGUAUGCUCAGGGCUUGGCUCUCGCUGCGAGCCCCCUUUCCUUCCAGUUAGGGCCCGCUGAUGGACUUAGGGUUCUCCCUCCCCUCCGCACCCCUUGACCUUCUCCAAGGCCCACUUCUCUUCUUGGCUUCCCUCUUAAGUGUCGGUUGCUUCUGGGGAAGAGGCCGGUGGGCCAAGCCGGCCUUGAUGGCCACGGCCACAGCAGCAACUUGCCUUGCUGUCCCUUCCCUUUCUCCUCUUUUCCCUCGGUCUUAAGGGGGGGCAGCGUGGCCUGAAGCGCCGGCAUGCCCCUGGGCUGGGGACCUGUGCUUGCUUGGGCCAAGGUCCCACCUCACCCCAGGCCGGGAACCCUGGGCUUGCUUGGGCCAAGGUCCCACCUCUACAGUCCCUUCCUGCAUCAGGCGGCCAUCUUUCUUGCUCCUCUGAGCAUUCCUUUCUUUUCUUGUUGCUCCAGAAGCUCUUCAUUCUUCCAGGCUCAUCUCAGGGGAUACUUUAUAUGGGAAGCCUUUGCUUAUCUCCCUCUCUUCUUAUCGACUUACUAGAUAAAUAUUGAAUUCCCAAUAGAAUGGAAGGGCCGG
Messenger RNA from Sarcophilus harrisii (Tasmanian devil), 2863 nucleotides. RefSeq names its product intestine-specific homeobox. The record is from RefSeq and is a predicted model, not a curated record. The transcript is spliced from 7 exons. Bases 330 to 1400 code for a protein of 356 amino acids. Gene Ontology annotation, molecular function: DNA binding. NCBI's taxonomy places the organism in Eukaryota, Metazoa, Chordata, Mammalia, Dasyuromorphia, Dasyuridae.